Messenger RNA from Phytophthora nicotianae INRA-310, 393 nucleotides. RefSeq lists its product as hypothetical. The transcript has 2 exons. The coding region runs from base 1 to 393 and encodes 130 amino acids. NCBI's taxonomy places the organism in Eukaryota, Oomycota, Peronosporomycetes, Peronosporales, Peronosporaceae. The record is from RefSeq and is a predicted model, not a curated record.
AUGGUGAAUGCGUUUAUCGUACAUAAGCUGGUAAUGAAGCAAAGAAACAAGCCUGUAUCAACGCAUGCAGCGUUCAUGCGGCGCUUCCACGCCGACCUUCGCAGCCAAACAAAGGAGGACUUUACUGAUGGCGAUGACUUAGAGGACCUGGUCGCAGAGCCACUGCCUCAGCUAGCCCACACACUGGAGAAGACAGAAGAAACGAACGGGGUGAAGCGGAGGCAGUGGCUCUGUAAAGUUCGUCGUUUGGACCGAGGAAACCAACUCACCUGCAGCCAGAUCUGGCACCAGACGUGGAAGAAUGGUACGGCGAUCCCGGCAGCGCUGCAACACAAGAGUCGCUUUGUGAAAAAGCGCCGGGUAGAGGUUGAUAGCGACGCUAGUGAGGAGUAA